Molecule: messenger RNA, 501 nt
Organism: Punctularia strigosozonata HHB-11173 SS5
Lineage: Eukaryota; Fungi; Basidiomycota; Agaricomycetes; Corticiales; Punctulariaceae
Exons: 1
Source: RefSeq, a predicted model, not a curated record
GGCGCCAAAUACAAACCCGUGGCACGCCGUGUGAAGCCAGUCUCCGCCAUCCUCCCGGAACAAUUUCGCAUCGUCCGGCGACACGCUCUCGACAUCUUGGCGACUAUGCAACCUCUGCCGACCCACCCGCCUCCUUUUGAACCUGGCGAGCGCUACACCCAGGAGCGAUACGAAGCUCAGCAGCUCAACUCCGACGGUUUCCUCUGGCCAGAGGAAGAGCGUCUCGCACACUGGGUCCUGCGCGCGAACGAAGAAGCCAUGGCUUGGGACGAAUCGGAGAAAGGGCGGUUCUCUGCGGACUACUUUGACCCGAUCCUGAUCCCAACCGUCGAGCACAUCCCAUGGGUUUUCAAGAACAUCCCUAUCGCCCCCGGCAUUCGGCAGCAAGUCGUUGACAUUCUUAAAUCCAAGAUUGCGUCUGGGACUUACGAGCCGUCAAACUCGUCUUACCGCUCUCGCUGGUUCUGCGUGCCGAAAAAGGAUGGCAAGACACUCCGUCUC